UUUCCUGCUGAAACUAUCGUAAACAUGGCAGACUGUGGAGAACCGGAUGGCCCUGACAACAAAGAUAAUAUCACACGCUCAAAAAAUGAAGGGAAGGAGUUAACCAAAGAGGAGAAGCAACGGCUGAGGAAACAGAAGAAACAACAGAAGAAACAGAAGGAAAGGAAGGAUGAGAAGGGCCCGUCAGAAACAGAGAAGGAAAAAACACCUGUCUCCCUAUUGCCACCACGACCUGUGGCAACACAGAAAGCUCCCUCAGCAUUGCCUGCCCCUGCCUCUGCACCAAUACCUGUGCCUGCCUCAGCUCCCUUCCACUCCUCUCCCACCCCCUCCCCGGCAGACAAGCCAGCCAAGAGCAAAGCUGAGCUGAAGGCAGAGAGGAGAGCCAGGCAGGAGACUGACAGGGCCUCUAAACAACCGGGCUCCUCGUCCUCCAGCAUCAAGACCAAAGCCCCUCUCAGUGAACUAAACCCAGUGGUGAAGAGACUUCCUGAGCAUGUCCAAGUGGACGACCCUGCAGUGGUGAAAAGACUGGCCAAGAAGUUGGAGAGACAACAGAUCCCACUGCGAUCCGACUACGGCUACAAAGUCAGCCUGUUCUCUCAUCUGCACCAGUACAGCCGCAAAGCCCCCCUCACCCAGCAACUCAGCAUUCCCUCUACAGUGAUCCACCCCUCCAUCGUGCGGUUGGGUCUGCAGUAUUCCCAGGGCAUUGUGGCAGGAUCCAACGCUCGCUCUGUGGCCCUGCUCCAUGCUUUUAAACAGGUGAUCAGGGACUACACUACUCCACCCAAUGAAGAGCUGUCCAGAGAUCUGGUCAACAAACUGAAGCCUUAUAUCAGCUUUCUCAAUCAAUGUCGACCUCUGUCAGCGAGCAUGGGCAACGCAAUCAAGUACAUCAAGAAAGAAAUCUCCAAUAUUCCUAGCCAAUGCAAAGAGGAGGAGGCGAAGACCAAACUGCUGCAGUGUAUAGACCGUUACAUAGAGGAGAAGAUAGUUCUGGCAGCCAAGGCCAUAUCUAAAUACGCUAUAGAGAAGAUCAGUGAUGGAGACAUCAUUCUAGUUUAUGGAUGCUCGUCCCUGGUGAACCACAUCCUGUGCGAGGCGUUUGAGAAGAGCAGGAAGUUCCGUGUUAUUGUGGUGGACAGCCGGCCUCGUCUGGAGGGAAGGGAGGCUCUGAGACGUCUCGUACAGAGAGGCAUCAGCUGCACCUACGUCCUGAUUUCUGCCCUCUCAUACAUACUACCUGAGGUCUCUAAGGUGUUCCUGGGUGCCCAUGCCCUGCUGGCUAAUGGCUACGUGAUGUCUCGUGUGGGCACCUCUCAGAUAGCUCUGGUGGCCAGGACGUUCAACGUCCCAGUCCUGGUCUGCUGUGAAACGUACAAGUUCUGUGAGAGGGUGCAGACUGACUCCUUUGUCUCCAAUGAGCUCGAUGACCCCGAUGACCUGAUGGUGACCCGGAAGGGGAAGACCCAGCUGGAGAACUGGCAGGACGUCAGCUCCCUGGGUCUGUUGAACCUGGUCUACGACGUCACACCACCAGACUUUGUGGACCUGGUCAUCACAGACCUGGGCAUGAUCCCGUGCACCUCAGUUCCUGUUGUUCUCAGGGUCAAAAACCUGGACCAGUAAGAGAUGGAAGGGGAAUGACGCAGGGUAGAGUCGCAGACUGAUGAUGCAUCUGACUUGAUGUGGUGUUCUAUAAGAAGCACUUGUGUUUGAGAGUUGUAAGCUAUGGGCACCCUAUUCUCUAUAUAGUGUACUUUAUUAGGUCAUACGGUUCCAAAAUGGGAGUGUACACUUAUGUUUCCGAUGACCAUUCUAGAAUGCAUGGACCUACCAAAUACAUUGUUUUAAUUGUUAGUGUUGAUAUUGGACCGGGUCUUUAGACUCUCCAUUUGCUCAGUCUUUCUACAUGCUAGGCUAUAUCCACUGUAACAGCUGGCCAUAAAAAAAGACUACAGAAGUGUUCUACUCUGAGCAGGCAUUCACACCUGCACUUUUAGCAUGUAAUAAAUAUCAGAAAUGGCACAUUAUUUUUUUAAACGA
This is a messenger RNA of Salvelinus namaycush (lake trout), 2049 nucleotides long. It is a transcript of the gene eif2b4, whose product is annotated as eukaryotic translation initiation factor 2B, subunit 4 delta. NCBI's taxonomy places the organism in Eukaryota, Metazoa, Chordata, Actinopteri, Salmoniformes, Salmonidae. The record is from RefSeq and is a predicted model, not a curated record. The coding region runs from base 25 to 1632 and encodes 535 amino acids. The transcript is spliced from 13 exons.